AUGUGGUAUCCCCGGGCUGCGUGGGUGAUCUUCGUCGCCGUGGUGGCGAUUCCCACAGCCCUCGGCAAUAUCUCAUCUACCUCGGCAUUAUCAGCACUGCCGGAUUGUGCUAUCAAUUGUCUGACGAUUUCAAUUGACAACUCGAUAUGUUCCGCUACCAAUCAGACCUGCAUCUGCGCCAAUGAAGCACUGCAAGCAAACCUCACUGCUUGCGUUGCAGGGACUUGCACCGUUAAGGAAUCGCUCACUACCAAGAAUGCAACCAUGACCUUUUGUAGUGCAUCCAUCCGACAUCAUUCCGUCAAUUACGCCGUUGUCACCGGUGUGCUUGCAGUGAUCUCUGGUUUAUUUAUCAUCCAGAGAUUCGCGUUGAAGCUCUAUUCACGACUAGAUGUAGGCCCAGAUGAUUGGUUUACUUUAAUCUGCGCCUUUGUUAGCAUCCCGAUCACGGUCCUUGCUAUUCACGGCCUUGUGCCCAAUGGAAUGGGUCGCGACAUCUGGACCUUGGAAUUUGCCAAGAUUUAUAAUUUUGGCAAAUACUUUUUGAUCAUGGAAGUUAUCUAUUUUGCCGAAAUCGCCCUCCUAAAGAUCGCCAUGCUAUUCUUCUAUCUUCGCAUAUUUCCAUCCAAGCUUAUCCGCCGAGCACUUUGGGGUACCAUCAUCCUCAACUCUUUAUUUGGUAUUCUCUUCGCUAUCAUUACGAUUUUUCAAUGCAAACCAAUUAGCUACUCUUGGCAGCUGUGGGAUGGAGAGCAUCAAGGACAGUGUUUAGAUAUCAAUGCAAUUGCAUGGUCUAACGCCGCAAUCAGCAUCACACUCGACAUAUGGAUGAUCGCGAUCCCGAUGGUCCAGAUCCAUUCACUUCACUUGAACUGGAAGAAAAAGGUUGCUGUUGGGGGCAUGUUUUGUGUUGGCACCUUCGUCACUGUUGUGAGUAUACUCCGACUUCACUCUUUGGUCAAAUUCGGCGCACAGUCGACGAAUCCGACUUGGGAAUAUCUGGAUGCGGCCCUUUGGUCAACAAUCGAGAUACACGUUGGCAUUAUUUGCAACUGCUUGCCAUCUUUCCGCCUAUUUAUCCUUCAAUUGUUCCCCGCGUUGCAAAGCAGUAGCGAAAGGUAUCACGCUAGCUACGACAGAGGCCCUCCGAGGACGAAGACUGGAAAUAGGCAAUUCGCAGCAAUCCGAGGGUCAAACGCAGAGACGGCAUUCAGUCGAAACGACUCGCAUGGAGAUGGCUUCAAGGAUUCAGCCCUGGGUCAUGCUGAAACUGAUGAGAUUCAAUUGGUUCGAAUAAGGGAUCAUGAUAACAAAAGUGCGAGGUCGGAUCAUUCUUUUCAGUCUACAUUGUAG
Ilyonectria robusta is the source of this 1353-nucleotide messenger RNA. RefSeq lists its product as uncharacterized. Lineage: Eukaryota; Fungi; Ascomycota; Sordariomycetes; Hypocreales; Nectriaceae. Bases 1 to 1353 code for a protein of 450 amino acids. The record is from RefSeq and is a predicted model, not a curated record. The transcript is spliced from 4 exons.